This is a messenger RNA of Elaeis guineensis (African oil palm), 1495 nucleotides long. Its product is annotated as chloroplast envelope quinone oxidoreductase homolog. The record is from RefSeq and is a predicted model, not a curated record. NCBI's taxonomy places the organism in Eukaryota, Viridiplantae, Streptophyta, Magnoliopsida, Arecales, Arecaceae. Gene Ontology annotation, molecular function: oxidoreductase activity.
ACGUCGUGACUGAUAUGCCCACAAGCUUUGUUUUAGGGUUAUUUUCGUGAAUCCAUCCCCGGGCGGGACCGGUGCGAGACGCACCGGUGGCACCGUGCGAGGAUUGUUAGUUGCCAAACCAGUAGAAAUAUUUCUUCCGCUCCCUCCAAGCCAAACGCCUCCCGUCUACUCUCGCAUCACCAAACCAACCAAACUCUUCUCUCUCUUCCUCUCUCUAACUUUCCUUCCAUGGCCGGGAAGUCCAUGCAGGCGGUUCACUACAGCGGUUACGGUGGUGGAGCUGCGGGCUUGAAGCAUGUCGAGGUUCCGAUUCCUUCACCAAAAAAAGAUGAGAUUUUGUUGAAGCUGGAAGCAACAAGCAUAAAUCCAUUUGAUUGGAAAGUUCAGAAAGGCAUGCUUCGACCAUUUUUGCCGCCCAAAUUUCCAUUCAUACCAUGUGUUGAUGUGACAGGAGAAGUUGCUGAGGUAGGUCCUGGAGUGAGAUCCUUUAAAGCAGGUGAUAAAGUUGUUGCCAUGCUUAAUGUUUCAAGUAGUGGUGGUCUCGCGGAGUAUGCUGUGGCACCGGUGCCCUUUACAGUCAGUAGGCCACCUGAAUUAUCUCCUGCUGAAGGUGCAGGCCUUCCCACUGCUGCUGUUACUGCCCUCCAGGCACUUAAGGCUGCUGGGACCAAGUUCGAUGGCACUGAUGAGCCAUCAAAUGUCCUGAUCACCGCAGCCUCUGGGGGUGUGGGACAUUUUGUUGUCCAGCUUGCCAAGCUGGCAAACCUCCAUGUGACAGCUACCUGUGGUGCUCGCAACUUAGAGCUUGUGAAGAGUCUGGGUGCAGAUGAGGUGUUGGACUACAAGACUCCAGAUGGUGCAAGCUUAAAGAGUCCAUCAAACAGGAAAUAUGAUUUCGUGAUCCACUGCACUACUGGCAUUGCCUGGUCCACCUUUGAGCCUAAUUUGACUACUAAUGGAAAGGUCAUUGACAUAACUCCAUCUGUCAAGGCUGUGGCUACUUGUGUCUUGAAAAAGGUGACCUUCUCCAAGAAGAAGCUGGUGCCAUUGCUAUUAGCACCGAAGAUGGAGGACUUGAACUUUGUGGUAGAAUUGGUGAAGGAAGGGAAGAUCAAGACAGUGGUGGAUUCAAGGCAUCCUUUGAGCAAAGCAGAGGAGGCUUGGGCUAAGAGCAUAGAUGGUCAUGCUACAGGGAAAAUCAUUGUGGAAAUGUGAAAAGUCUUUCAGUAUUGGUGUCUCUAGACAUUUAAUAUGAGGAUGAUGUAGUUGCUGCUGUUAGGAGGCUAUCAUUUGAGGCUGUCAUUCUAUCGUGUUGUGUGGUGUAAGAUAAGGUUUGAGAGUCUUGGUUCUUGCAUGUAGUAGUAAACUAGUUAUUAUGCCAACAACUUCUGAAUGAUGCCUACAAACUUGCUAUAUUUGUCUCUCAAAAACCUUGCUAAAUUAAGGCUUUCUGAAAGUAAUACUGAUAUCACAUGUUCAUGGUUGCUACUUGCUA